Molecule: messenger RNA, 1053 nt
Organism: Lucilia sericata (common green bottle fly)
Lineage: Eukaryota; Metazoa; Arthropoda; Insecta; Diptera; Calliphoridae
Product: protein lifeguard 1-like
Exons: 4
Coding region: 102-974 (290 amino acids)
Cellular component (GO): membrane
Source: RefSeq, a predicted model, not a curated record
GUAUCAAAAAGAAUACAAUCAAAAGCUUUUUUUUUUGCAACUAGAAUUUUUGCAGUAUUUUUUAUAAAAUUUGUUUAGUAACUUAUUAACAACACAGAACAAUGAAUCCACAAGGAUAUUCUCAACCACCGCCACCAUAUACCGAAAAUCCGGGUAAUCCACCCAAGCCAAUGUCAAAUCAAACUUAUGGUUGGAAAGAAAGUCUUUCUGCCGAUACAGCAACAACAACGCCAUUAGCUACAUCAACAACACCAAUAGCUAAUGGCGAUUCAAUAGAUCCUGAGGACUUACAAUCCAAACAGUUUUCAUUUGAUGAAGCCAGUGUACGUAAAGGAUUUUUGCGAAAAGUCUAUCUUAUUUUAAUGUGCCAGCUAAUUGUCACCUUUGGCGUUGUGGCUUUGUUUUUAUUCCACCAACCGACAUUAGAAUUUUCCCAACAACACCCGCGCUUAUCAAUGGUGGCAAUGUUUAUAACGAUAGGAAUUGGAGUUGCUAUGGCUUGCUGUGAGUCGGCACGUCGUAAAUAUCCCACUAAUUUCAUAUGUUUAGGUAUAUUUACAAUUGCCGAAUCAUUUCUAGUGGGUACCAUAGCUGGCCGUUAUAAUUCAGAAUCGGUAUUAAUGGCAGUUGGUAUUACGGCCUUUUUGUGUUUAGCUUUGACUAUAUUUGCUUUACAAACUAAAUAUGAUUUCACUGUCUGUGGUGGUUUUCUAAUUUGUGCCAUGGUUUGUUUGCUAAUUUUUGGUAUUGUUGGCAUAUUUUGGCGUAAUCAUAUUCUACACACUAUUUAUGCCGGCUGUGGUGCUCUUUUGGCUUGUUUCUUUCUCAUAUUCGAUACACAGAUGAUGAUGGGAGGUCAUCACAAAUACAGCAUUAGUCCGGAAGAAUAUGCUUUUGCCGCCUUAAAUCUUUACAUGGAUAUUAUACGUAUUUUCAUAUUUAUUUUAAAAUUAUUAGGAAAAAAGAAGGAUUGAUGAUAAUCAUGGAAAAUUGCAACUUCACUUUUGUUUCCAAACUUAACUUUAUUAGAAUACUAGCUAUACCCAGUGUGCU